UCAAAAUAUCACGUACACAAAACUGUUCCGCAAUCAAAAUUAAAAUAUAGUGAUUUAUCGCGUAAAUUAGUGGUUUAUUGUGGUGCAAAAUAGAAGCUUGAAACUACUCCAACUCUAUUGUGGUUAAAACAAAAGAAUAAACACUGCGACCAAGCAAAAAACUUCAAAAUCAAGUAAGACGACUAAAUAUAUAUAUAACAACACAUAUACGAAAACAAAAUAUUUAACGACCAAAAUUCAUAAAUUGACAACUAUCACAAGGAAACGAUCACUGACCAGUCUGACAACUGACAUUGAAAGAGACAUUAAACGUCAAACUAUUAGUCCGAAAUACGUCAUAGUGUUUCCAACAUAAAAGCUAAACUACCAAAUAGUAGAAAUCCAUAAUGGCCAGCCAAAAUACCGCGGUGAUCACAUUAGACCAACUGAGAGAAGAACUACAUAAACAGACCACUGAAAUAUCAAAAACAAUUGAUGAAAAAAUACAACCAUUGAUAAUAGAAAAUAAAGAAUUGAAGCAGGAGGUACAAUCAUUGAAGGUGAAGAUUCUUGAAAUGGAAAAACAAACUAGAAAAAACAAUAUAAUACUGCAUGGCGUUACUGAAAAGGAAGAGAACUAUACAGAGCUUCAAGAAUUAGUUGUGGAAACUCUUAACAAGCUGAGCGUAGAAACGGCCCUACAGGAAUGGGACAAGUGGGAGCUAAGCAGAGUACAGAGGCUGGGUAAAAAGAAGGAGUCAAAAAUUAGACCUAUCUUGAUAACCUUAACCCUCACAUGGAGAAGAACUGAAAUUCUUAAAAAUAAAAGUAAGUUCCCGAAAAACAUAUAUGUAACAGAAGACUUCCCAAAGGAUAUCUUGUUAAAACGUAAAGAGUUAAAAAUCAAAAUGAAAGAAGAAAUUGCCAAAGGAAAGAAAGCAUAUAUAUCUUACGAUAAACUUGUCGUACACGAGACACAGAAAGACAAGCGGAAACGUUCAGAAUCAUGCUCACCAAAUGCUCCAUCUACCAGUAUUUCCCAUAAUCCUCAAAAAAUAAAUAAAGUCAUGGAUUAUUUUAACAAGAAACCAAAAUCAAUAUCAGAAAACAAGCAAUAGCAAUUAGUAAAAGAUCCCUACCAAAGUGCAAGAUUUCAAAAUAAAACAAACAUAAAAAUAAAUAAAAAAUACAAAAACCCCACUCCGGCUGGUCACCGUGGGGUGUGCGACCAACACCCUCUAAUUCUUCAACAAAGUAGCUUAAAGUUCAACAUAUGUACUCUAAACACUAGAACUUUGAGGACAAUAGAAAGCUUACAAGAAUUGGAACUAGCAUUAGAAGAUCUCAACUGGGAUGUAUUGGGUAUCAGUGAAAUGCGACGCGUGGGGGAAGGAAUAGUAGAAAAUUCAGAUUAUGUCAUGUACUACAAAGGCGAAGUCAGUGGCCAUAGGGGAGUAGGAUUUCUCAUUAAAAAUAAUUAUAAGAGAGACAUAAUCGAAUUUAUUGGUGUCACAGAUAGAAUAGCUGUCGUUCGCCUCAAAAUUCCUACAUAUUUGAAAGAAUGGGUAAUAAUACAAGUAUAUGCACCUACCGAACAGGCCGAACAGUUAGUAGUAGACUCCUUUUAUAAUGACCUCUCAGAAACAAUUGGAAUGUACUCUAACAAUCAUAUUGUAGUAAUGGGAGAUUUUAAUGCUCAAGUAGGAGAAAAACAAACAGAGGAAGAAUUUACAAUUGGAAAAUAUGGCUACGGAAAAAGGAGCUGCAAUGGGCAAAAACUAA
Molecule: messenger RNA, 1761 nt
Organism: Achroia grisella
Lineage: Eukaryota; Metazoa; Arthropoda; Insecta; Lepidoptera; Pyralidae
Exons: 1
Coding region: 387-1097 (236 amino acids)
Source: RefSeq, a predicted model, not a curated record